UCUCGUUGUGACACAAUGGCGAUUUUCCUGUUGGCGGUUCUCCUGGGUGCGGCAGCAGCUACACCGCUGAACGGCUACGAUGACGACGAUAAGAUCAUCGCAGGGUACGAGUGUCCGGCUCACUCCCAGCCUUGGCAAGUCUUCUUAACCUACGGUGCUGGUUACCGGUGGUGUGGCGGCUCCCUCAUCAAUGACCGCUGGGUCAUCUCAGCUGCGCACUGCUACAAAACCCCCCGAACCCUCAUGGCCCACCUUGGGGAGCAUGACACCAGCCAGGAGGAAGGUACUGAACAGCACAUCCAGGUGGAGAAAGCUAUCCGCUACCCUGGGUACGAUGCGCGCACCACGGACAACGAUUUCAUGUUGAUCAAACUCUCGCAGCCCGUCACUUUCAACGCCUUUGUCCAGCCCAUUGACAUUUCCCCAAGCUGCCCCAGCGCAGGAGAGGACUGCCUCGUCUCAGGCUGGGGGAACACUCGGACUUCCGGAGUCAAAUACCCAGACAAACUGCAAUGCCUGAAGUUGCCGAUUCUGUCCUCCUCUGCCUGCCGUACUUCCUAUCCUGGCCGCAUCACUAACAACAUGUUUUGUGCUGGCUACAUAGAGGGCGGCAAAGACUCUUGCCAGGGGGACUCUGGUGGACCUCUGGUGUGUAAUGGAAAACUGACCGGCGUUGUGUCCUGGGGUGCCGGAUGUGCCCAGAAAAACAAACCUGGCGUGUACACUACAGUGUGCAACUACCACUCCUGGAUCCAAGAGGUGCUUGCCAACGAAUGAGAUACUUGAGGGUUUUCUUCAAGGAAAAGGGGGUUCCUCAUCUAUGAAAAAGGCCACAUCUGAUUAUCUUCCCCGCAGCAAAACAAACCACCUGCGUAAAAGUGUGAAAGCUGGUGCC
This is a messenger RNA of Lacerta agilis (Sand lizard), 895 nucleotides long. Its product is annotated as trypsin-like. Bases 16 to 777 code for a protein of 253 amino acids. Gene Ontology annotation, biological process: proteolysis. Lineage: Eukaryota; Metazoa; Chordata; Lepidosauria; Squamata; Lacertidae. Gene Ontology annotation, molecular function: serine-type endopeptidase activity. The transcript has 5 exons. The record is from RefSeq and is a predicted model, not a curated record.